Limulus polyphemus (Atlantic horseshoe crab) is the source of this 1779-nucleotide messenger RNA. RefSeq lists its product as uncharacterized. The transcript has 7 exons. The record is from RefSeq and is a predicted model, not a curated record. NCBI's taxonomy places the organism in Eukaryota, Metazoa, Arthropoda, Merostomata, Xiphosura, Limulidae. The coding region runs from base 198 to 500 and encodes 100 amino acids.
GAAGUGGACGUUAAAUUUUUCUAUUUAUUUAUUCUUGUAUCCCUUCUGGUUGGCUCCAUAAUAGUUUGGUAUAGUAAACCAUCAUUAUCAAAAAAUCCCAUUCCCUUGUCUAACCUUUUGUAACCAGAUAUUUUUUAUUUCUGGGAGCCAGGAAAAAUUGAUGUAUUUGAUUGGAAUUUGUCAGUCAAUAAGCGAGGAUGUCUUUAAUAAAACAGCUUUGUCAUAAAAUCAAAAGAGCAGUUGUAAUUGAAGAAAAAGAUGCUUUAAUUAAACAGUAUCAUAAGCAACUAGAAAAAAUUCAAGAGCGGUUAAAUAUUACUAUGUUGACAUCAGAACAAAGGAUGGAAUUAGAAACAGAAGUGAAUGAUAUCAAGGAUGAAUUAAAUAAAUUAGAGAAAGAACUGAAAGGACUACGAAAAGAAAAUUUCAGGAGCCUUAUCCUUGCUGCAACUUUGCUUAUCUUGAUCUUUCUGGUAUAUUACUUUUUGUCUCCAGUAUGACAAGAGUUGAAUAUUAAUCUCCACCUGAUGACUGCUCAAAGGCCUAAAUUGUUAUUUCAAAUAUCAGUUGCAUUAUAUUCCUAAUAAAUAUUUAAUUUGUAUUUAGUUGUUUUAAGUUAAAAUAGCUGAUUUCCUAAUAUUCUUCUCAAAGUCCGAGGCUUUUUUCUUUCCCAAAUUGUUUGCAACUGUGUUUGUUAUUUUAGAGAUAGUAUAGUGUGCCCAGUAAAAUUGAGGUUUACCAUUUGCUGUUAUAGAUAUCUUGUAACCUGCUGCUGUUUCGAGUUAUCGUGUUCUAUAAAUGUGCAUAAUGCUGUAACAUUUCAGUCAUAAGGUACUAAUCACAUGUGUUGUAUAGUUUUUCGUAUUACUUCAUACAGCAUUUGUUAUUAUUGAGUUCAAAUUUUUGAACUUCAUGCAGAGUUUGAUAUUAAGGUAUAGUCUGUAUCUUCUGUAAACUGUUACUUUUAUAGGAAUCUAUUAACUCUGGUUUUUGUUGGAAAGAAAGUUUCUAACAGUGAUGUGUCAUUAAUUUUACUAAAUACAAAAGAAAUAACAGCUCUUAAAAAUCUUCUGAUUAAAUGGGAUUUAAAAAAGUAUUUUUCUAAUUCAUUAAUGAAUUGUUGUUAUGAGACAUUCCAUUCAAAGAAAGUAAGAUGUACUGAACUAAUCACGAUACUUAUUUUACAUCUUCUUUUAAUGAUUUAUUUGUAUGAAUGUGAUUCACUUCUUUUGUUCAAAUUUGUAUACUUCAGGUGCAUGUGAUUAGUUUGUAGAUGCAUUUGGCAUUUUAUACGCAUUGAAUAGUUUGUGACGAAAGUAACGCUAAGGUUCUCUGUCAUUUUUAAUACACUGAAAGUUUAUCUUUAUACUUUCCUAUCAUUCCAAAAAUAUGUGAUUAAAUUUAUGUGAUCUGUCCAUUUCUCUGAAUUCUUACAUGCUUAUCAGGAGCUGUAAAAUUUUGUUUACUUGUAUAUGAAUUCUGUACUUAAAAAUUUCAAUGAUAAAUUGUCAUUUAAAGCAAUCACAUUAUGGAAAAUAAUGCUGAGUAGAUAAUUUCAUGUACUGUUUUGCCUGAAAGCCAUAUGGAAAAUAAUGCUGAGUAGAUAAUUUCAUGUACUGUUUUGCCUGAAAGCCGUAUGGAAAAUAAUGCUGAGUAGAUAAUUUCAUGUACUGUUUUGCCUGAAAGCCGUAUGGAAAAUAAUGCUGAGUAGAUAAUUUCAUGUACUGUUUUGCCUGAAAGCCGUAUGGAAAAUAAUGCUGAGUAGAUAAUUUCAUGUAC